This is a messenger RNA of Alligator sinensis (Chinese alligator), 4107 nucleotides long. It is a transcript of the gene ECM2, whose product is annotated as extracellular matrix protein 2. The record is from RefSeq and is a predicted model, not a curated record. Lineage: Eukaryota; Metazoa; Chordata; Crocodylia; Alligatoridae. Gene Ontology annotation, biological process: extracellular matrix organization; positive regulation of cell-substrate adhesion. Gene Ontology annotation, cellular component: extracellular matrix. The coding region runs from base 231 to 2381 and encodes 716 amino acids. The transcript has 10 exons. Gene Ontology annotation, molecular function: protein binding; heparin binding; collagen V binding.
UUAGCUGUUCUCUGCAUACAGAACAGAAGGACGGUUUGUCCCCAGGGAAAGACGCUAUUUCAGACUUCACUAAGGAGUUAUCUAACAUGUUUCAACAUCCCCAACUGUUGCUCUGCUUUUUUUAAAGAUAUCAGUCUGAAUUUGUUUCAUUCGCAACUGGAGACUAAUGACACCAAGCAAAAUCUACUGUUAGGUUAGAUUACAAGGACACUGUAUGUGAGGGAGAAAACAUGAAGACUACAUGUUUGCUCUAUUAUUUCCUGCUUGUCUGUCUUGGUGUUCAUUUUGUUCAAAAUGAAACCAAUGGAAUUCCCAGAAGGCAAAGAAGGAGAAUGCGUUAUAGAGGACUAAGAAAGGGUCCCUCAUCACACCACAGGCUUAACAGACAACAAAGGGUUAAGCCGUUGACUGCUGACAUUGUAGUACCAAGGAUUCCCCUUAUUAAUAUUGAUGACAGCAUUACAGAAGUAUUUGAUUCUCUUAUAGGUUUGGGUGGAAAAGAAUCCAGUUACAAUGUUUUACCAGGAAAGAAUGGUCGCUGUAUAGCCAAUGGAAUGAUUAUGUAUGAUAAGGCCAUGUGGUCCCCCACGCCCUGCAUUACUUGUCUGUGUUCAAAAGGAAAAGUGAUUUGUGAUGAAACCGUAUGCCACCCUCUAACAUGUCAAAAAACUGUGAUACUUGAAGGAGAGUGCUGCCCAGCUUGCUCUGAGAUUGUGCCAAACAGUAUUUCACUGGAUGACACAUCUGCAUUUUCUGGUGAUUCUCCAGAACCCAAUGACCCUAGUAACCCACUCCUACUGCAAACACAACUGACCCAAGCUGAAAGUGAUGAGUUACUUAGAAGAGAAGAGGAUGAACUUAAGGAGAAAGAAAUCCAUAAAAAGGUUGAGAACAAAAAAAGUAAAGGAAAAACACCUCAGAAAGUUAAAAGAAGACAACAAUAUGAAGCCCAUCAAAAAUCAGAGGAAAUAAGCAGAAGAGAAGAAGCAGCAAAAAGAAUAUUUGAAGACAAAGAACUGCAAUUUGAAAGGGAGGAAGAAAAAAAGGAAGAAAAAUAUGUAGAGCAAGAAGUAAUACAACGUAAUAGUGAAGAGGAAGAGGAUGAGCACGGACAUAUUUUAAGAGGUGAUGUUUUCAGAAUGCCACUUCACUUCCCAAUUCCUGUUCCUUCAGCAGAAGUUCCUCCUUUGCCAAAGGGAUGUUCAAUCUCUGACACAACAGUAAGCUGCAUUAAUGCCAAACUCACACAAAUACCACCAAUUACAGAUCCAGAACUAACAAGCUUAGAGCUUGCAGGAAAUGUCAUCACUGCCAUUCCAGAUGAAGCAUUCAAUGGAAUCACUAAUUUGGAAAGGAUUGACCUUAGUAAAAAUAACAUUACCUCUUCAGACAUAGGUCCACGUGCAUUCAAAAUCCUGAAAAAGUUAAAACGUUUGUAUUUGGAUGGAAAUUUACUAGUGCAUAUCCCCCCUGAAUUACCAUCAACUUUAGAAGAACUUAAAAUAAAUGAAAACCAUCUCCACGCAAUUGAUGAAGACAGUCUAGAAGAAUUAAAAAAUUUGGUGACGCUGGAAUUAGAAGGCAAUAAACUUAGUGAAGCAAAUACCAGUCCUUUGGCAUUUAAUCCUUUGAAAAGCCUGUCUUACUUGCGCCUGGGAAGAAAUAAGUUUCGAAUUAUCCCACAAGGUCUUCCACCUUCUAUUGAGGAAUUACAUCUGGAAAAUAAUCAAAUUGAAGAGAUUUCAGAAAUUUGCUUUAACCGUACCAGAAAUAUAAACCUCAUUGUGCUAAAGCAUAACAAAUUGGAAGAGGACAGAAUAGCACCUUUGGCUUGGAUUAAUCAAGAGAACUUGGAGUCUAUUGACCUUUCUUACAAUAAGUUAUAUCAUGUUCCCUCCUAUCUGCCAAUAUCUUUAUUGCACCUCGUACUCAUUGGAAACCAGAUAGAGAGAAUUCCAGGAUAUGUGUUUGGUCAUAUGAAGCCAGGGCUGGAAUACCUCUACCUUUCCUUUAACAAACUUAAUGACGAUGGAAUAGAUCCAGUGUCCUUCUUUGGAGCAUAUCACUCUUUGAGAGAGUUAUUUUUGGAUCACAAUGAAUUAAAGUCUAUACCAUUUGGAAUUGCAGAAAUGAAAGCAUUAAGCUUUCUGAGGCUGAACAACAACAAAAUACGGACAGUCCCUUCAGAACGCAUCUGUAGAUCUAACAUUGGUGAUGAUAUUGUUGAUGACAGUAAUGAGGAAGAAGAGGAUGGAGAUUCAUGUUUGGAACAUCUUCAUCUUGAAAACAAUUACAUCAAUGCAAGAGAGAUUUCACCUUAUGCAUUUUCCUGCAUAAGAUCCUAUUCCAGUGUUGUGCUGAAACCACAGAAGAUCAAAUAAACACCAUACUUUUUGAUGCAAAAUUUAUUUUUACAUCUGUAAUGACAUUAUUUAUUCUCUAUCACAUGCUCCAAUCAAGUUAAUUCCUAGUUAAAAAUGUGUCUUGGCACUGUAGCCACAAUUAACGCAAAUUAUGUACCAAAAGUGGUUUUUGAUGAAGUAUGUCACCUAAAAGCUGUUUGAUUUGAUGAAGUAUGUCACCUAAAAGCUGUUUGACUUGUUUAGUUUAUCCUGUUACACAUGCAUACACACACGCAAAAAACAGUGAUUAGAUUAGGGUCUCUUAAAAUUCUCUUGAUAGUAUUUCUGUUUAAAUACUGUAGACCUAUUUGUACUCUCAGUUACACCUAAGCAGAUCUGCUGAAAACUGCAAGAACAGAUAAUGGCCAAUAUACUUAACUUGCCAUAUCUAGUCUGACUUCAUGGAUUUAAAAACCAAAUAAAUUAGAUUGUCUACUAUUUGUGUCAUAUUCAAGAAAUACAUGAUAGAUUGCUUAAAAACUGUAGUGCUGGAGAAACAAAUUGCCGAAAAUCUUGUAGUGUUAAACUACCUUCUACUUAGAAUUUUAGGGAGGAAGUGCUUAAGAUCUUAAUAUAGUUACAAGUUUGUUCUUACGUAAAGAUUUUUCUGUAGAAUAAAAAACAGAAAGUUCAGUGCUAAUACUAUAAAAGAACUGAAACAAUCUAUAUAAAAAAAUAUUUGUAACAUUUCUUUUUACCUAUGUAUGCUUCCUACCUAUAGCUGUGCUUACUUAAAGAUACAAUGCUAUACAGAAAAUGUAUACUGUAGAAAGUACUGGUAAAUUCAUUAUGCUGUUUUUGAUUUCCAUAAAUAAGUGCAGCUGAAAUGUUUCCAGUUAAUGUAAAAUAAGAAUUUUAGAUGUAAAUUGAUGAAGGAAUGUUUAAAUUUUUCAUUUUACCUUAUUAGCAGUAGAAACAUUCUAUGAGAAAUGCUUAUAAAUGAGCUUCUAAUUCCCAGGAAAGUAGUUAAGAUUUAAGAGAUUUUCAACCACUUGAAGAUUUUGGUCACCAUAAGAAAAGGAAAGAAGCAUUCCAUCUUAAAAUUUCUUCUUAAGUUUCUCCUUAAAUAUUUUUAAUACUUGGUACCAGAGUACUCUUUUAAACAUAAUACUUGAUAAUUUAUUAUAUAUAGCAUAUACAAUGUGCCCAACAUACAGGCUACUUGUUUUCUCUAACAUUAUACAACCAUUUGUCUAUAAAACCAGAAUGCUAUAAAUUUAUCUCUAAACCUGCUCUCAUAAAAUUAAGCUAUACAUAAUAAAGCCCAAACAAUUUAUUUGAAUGUGAAACAAAUUAUUUACAAUUUUGUGCAUUUUUUUCGUAAAAUUGGUAUGGUAUAUGGCCCUUCUGCAGAAAGACUGCAUUGGGCAUUUUGCUUAAGUAUAGGCCAUUCAGAAAAAAUGACACACAUUCUCAUGCCCAGUGUUCUGUUUUUCACAGAUUUAUUUAAUAAUUUAAAAUCUUUUGCAUUUCUCUAUAUUGAAUGUUUUAUUUACAUCAAUCAGAUCAAGGAUACGGGCAAGCAUUCAUUUAAAGCAUUUACAAACUCUGCUGUAAUUUGAAGUGCUUUAAAUUUGGAGUUUUUCAGCAUUGUGCAACUAUACAAUCCUUUUUCUAUCAGGGGCACUUUAAAAUGGCUGCAAAAGUCCAAACUUUUGUGUUGCGAGAAGAUUACAAAUAAAGGACUUGUUUUGUUGAAUCUUGA